GAGCCCCCGCCUCUAAACAACAACAACAAUGUCACUGGCUCAAUCCCCGAUAUCAGAUGACAACUUUGUAGCCUACCACAGUUCCUCUUUCAGUUCUAUAAUAUAAAGACACACGCGGCUUCUCUCAAGUGAAAGCAAAGUUUAGAAGGCUGCUACCAUGCGCGCACUGGAAAUCUGUCUCCUUCUCCUGUUGGCUCACGCAGGCACAAGCAGAGGGAAUACAAUUGAUCAUACCUGUACCUGUGGAAGUGGCACAGAAUUGACAUGUAUGGCCCCAGCCGAGCCUGGAGUCAGCUAUCGGUCUGUCAGAUGGUACAAGAUUGACAACGAAAAUAAUUUAAGAGGCCUUGUAAAGAAGCGUCUGUCCCUACAAAACAAUACAGUUGAGUUUUACCAGGGUUUGAUCCGCCAUGUGGAGUUUGUCUCAGAGAACUCAUCAAACCUCGUCUUGCCCAAUGUGACGGCAAGUGACAAAGGAAGAUAUAUGUGCAUGCUGGCUGCACCCCUGGGACAUCAAAAUCAAGAGGGAGAGGUCUUCCUUAGGGUCAAAGGUUGCCCAAAUCAUGAUCUUUCAGAGUUGGUCUGGGCCAUUGCUCUGCUUUUAGUAUCACUGCUCCUAUUGACCAUAAGCUACAUGUUUUUAAAGAACGCAUUCAGGAGCAGCAAGAAGAAGCUGAUCAAAGAAAGCCUUUGGAAGAUGUCUCACCAGCAAGGAAACAUGAUUUAUAUUAUGGGAAAAGAUGGGAUGAAAGCUUUUGAGGCUGUCUAUGUGUGAGAUGCACUGUUAGGCUGUUUCAUUUCUACACUGUCAGUAUUAGCUGCUAACGAGGAUUGACGCAAGACUGAAGAAGAGCAACCCAUCUGACUGCUACUGCCAACUCACCAACCAGAGCAUGUUGUGGUGACAGCAGACCAGACUAAUCGUUGACUGAAUUCGUUAGGAGGGCAUCUCAGAGAUCGAGACGUGGAUUGUCGACGGUCCACGGCCUCUGUCUAGAUUGUCGAUGGUGACGAAUGGGAAUGUAUGGAUGACAAAUGAGGCAGCUGACCGUCUGGAUAGGCUAUCUCAAGAGAGUGAUACUCGUGGUGAUGGUUGUGAAAGGUUUUCGUCUGUGAGGAGAAAAUAGUUAGAAGCUGCUUCACAAGAUAGACUAAAACUACGUAUUAAAAAAAGAUAAGAAUACUGAGACAUUUACAAAUAUUUAAAAAUAUUAUACAAAUAUAACUAAGCUUAAAUGGAAUAUGAUGAUAUAUUGAUUAAGAUAAAGGCUAACAAAUAAGAGUAAAUGCAACUAAAAGCAACAAAGUAUAAAUUAAUGCAAAUAUUAACUGUAUAUCUUUGUUUAGCCUAAGUAUAAAAAGUAUUCCAAAUCCCUCCAUGGCUGUGGAAGCUCACCUUGAGGAUUUGGUUCAGAGCUGUAAAUGUAGAUACUGUACGGCUUUCAUUUGGUAAUGUUACAGCGACAUCUCGUGGUGAGAUUUCUGAAAUGCAACCAAAUGAAUAAGAGUUCAGAGAGCGAAAUGAUAGCCAAACAUGCAGAAAGCAUCCUGUAGAGGCUUUUGCUUUGUUCAUUCUGAACUGUAGAUACAUAGUAGACUCCAGGGACCCACUCUCUAUGAAGGACUUUAUCUAAGUGUAUAAAAACACAACUUGUAUGUAUUACACUAAUAGCAUAUCAUUUAUACUAUUCCAUUUCUGCUGGACUGUCUGUAAUCCUUCGAACUGUCCCUUUGAAAUGCCCCAUUCCACCUGGCUGGAGAGGCAGAAGGCUGUAUUGUCCCUUAAGAAGCAUGUUCUUCUUGUUACUCCAGGAUAAUCUCUAAGGAAAUAUCAUAUUCUCUGUGUUGGCAUAGUGGAUAGUACAUGUCAGAGAAUGGUUUAAUAGCCUACCUUCGAUAAGUUCCUGAAUUCAGAUUUUUUUUUUCAUUUCCACACUGGAUUUUCUGUUCUUUUUUGGGGUGGGCAUUGUUGUUGUUGUUGUUGUUGUUGUUGUGAAAAUGUGAAAACUACUGACACUGAAUGUAAUCAUUAGUCAAAAUAUUGAUGUCACUUGUUUGAGUCCAUCACUAAACUGUGAAUUAACUUGUAAUUUCUUCUUUGAUAAAUAAACAUAACUGCUUACA
Molecule: messenger RNA, 2124 nt
Organism: Sardina pilchardus (European sardine)
Lineage: Eukaryota; Metazoa; Chordata; Actinopteri; Clupeiformes; Clupeidae
Exons: 5
Coding region: 158-775 (205 amino acids)
Source: RefSeq, a predicted model, not a curated record